GUUGGGCCGGAGGAUUUUGGUGCAGCUCGUCUCAUCCGAGCCGAGCAGAGCGGCGGGUGAAAAAUGGAUUCCAUUAGUGCCAGCAAAUUUGCUCGCUUGUCCCGGCCAGAAAACGACGAGUCCUGGACGGAAACUGCAUUGAUUUCGUGGACCAUGGAACGUGGCACGUGGCAUGUUCUGCCCGCCUGUCAAUUAUGUUAAUGAUACAACCGAAUUGGCAAUGCGCUGCGGUCGAAACUCGUCACUUUACAGAUGGGCAUAGAAAAUCGCUGGAGAGUGGCGGUAGUUGGGCGAUGCUCAAUCUUGCCAAAUGGUCAAUAAAUUAACUCUGAUGAAGUUUUUCAGAACGUACUGGAAUUUUCAAUCUGUCAGAAAGCUGUCACUUAAUUGUCGAUCGAGCAUACACAAACUAACAAUAACAAUAUUUGCCACCGAUGUUCGACCAUGAGUCACCAUGGAGUUGAUGCCUCAGAGGGCCACGUCCACCAUCACGGUUCCCAUGGAUCCCCGGAACCGGCUCCACCGACUUCCGUCCACGAAGGACACCAUUCACAUGACAUGAGUCAUCCUGGAGGCCAUGGCGAGCACACCAAGCACGGCCAUCAUGAAGGUGGAGGCCAUGAGAUGUCCAUGGCGAUGUUCUUUCACACUGGCGAUGCGGAGACCAUUCUCUUCAAGUUCUGGCGCACCGAGUCCGCCAUGGCACUGACUCUGUCUUGCCUGCUGAUUUUCGUGUUCGCAGUGCUCUACGAGGCCCUGAAAUUCUUCAGGGAAUGGCUGUUCGCCUGGGACAGGAAGCGAUUGGCGGGCGGUAGGGAUCAGUAUAAUCCGCCGAGAAGAUAUCGGGAGGCCAACUACAACUACAACCAGCCAACGUAUCCGCCGAGGAUCAACCCACAAUCCGGUACCCAGAUCUACGCCUACCGCCCAAGGGCGCCAUCGAUGCCGCCUCUUCAGCAGCCUCUUCAGCCGCCAGGACGUGGCUCUCCGCAGCCGCACUCCUCGCUGAUCCUGAUCCCGCACACUCACCAUCACGUCCAGGAAAACACCCCACCCGCUGGCAGAACGUCCAAGCUCAAGGUCUAUUGCUCGGGGAUGCACAUCCUGCAGACCUUCCUGCACGUCCUGCAGGUGCUCAUAUCCUUUCUGCUGAUGCUCGUCUUCAUGACCUUCAAUGUGUGGCUCUGUGUGGCCGUUCUGCUGGGCGCCGGUGUAGGCUACUACAUAUUCUGCGCCUUCAGGACCAACGUCCAGGAGCACUGCAACUAACAGGGAACAUAACAAUGGAUGGCGAAAUGAGACGAGCUGUCUAGGAGCCCUGCUAAUGUGUUUUUCUAAUUAAAGCAAGCAGUAAAAAUCAUAACGGCUUGGGUAGCCGGCCUAAUUGUUAAUGUUUAUGGCUCGUAAAACAAUGAAUGCAGCAUCUCCGCUGGCGAAAUGUA
Molecule: messenger RNA, 1442 nt
Organism: Drosophila santomea
Lineage: Eukaryota; Metazoa; Arthropoda; Insecta; Diptera; Drosophilidae
Gene: Ctr1C
Product: high affinity copper uptake protein 1
Exons: 1
Coding region: 445-1269 (274 amino acids)
Biological process (GO): copper ion transmembrane transport
Cellular component (GO): membrane
Molecular function (GO): copper ion transmembrane transporter activity
Source: RefSeq, a predicted model, not a curated record